UUACAAAAUUAUACAAGACGUUUUAACAUGUUUAUUAUCUGUAUAUUUUAUAAUUUAUAUAAUUGAAAGUAAUUUAAAUUGUUUUCAAGUUUUUUUGUCGUCUGAAAACAAAAUUUUCUUGAAUUUUUGUACGUUUUGAUACUACUAGCGGCCUCUGCAAGUGACAGGUGUUUAACUUUCACUGCGCAUGCGCGUUGUUGUCAAAAUACCUUUGUGACAGCCAGCUGUUGUGGUAUUUGAUCAUUGUUGAUUGUUGUAAUAGUCUUCACAUUUUCGCUCAAAUUUUCGCAUAAAAUCUAGCAAUCAACCGAAUUACACCUGGAUCGCAGCGAUGACGAUCCUCCCAGCGAAACGCGCCAGCCCCACGGUCGAGGAUAAAGGCGAUGCGGCGCAAAACGUGCCGUCAGAACGUCGUCGUGAACAUGGCGCACAUUCACAGGCCAUUGCAGACCCAAAUAAAACCACUACCAGAAGGCCAUUUAGAAGUAAUGGGUUAAACAUUGAAGAUAAAUGUGUUUCUGGUUGUGUUUGUAGAAGUGCCACACCUGAACCAACUGAUCAUUGUAUGAGAAAAAGAUUCAAGGAAGCAAAAUCAUCGCGGAGAAAAUUGGCCAGGGAAAGGGAAAGACUGGUGAACAGGGUUGAACAGCCAGUGGAGGAAGCACAGGCGAGUACUAGUGAAGUUGUGGACAUAACCAAAAGUGAUGAGGUAAGUUGUGCUCCGGCCAAUGAGAACACAGAAAAUGAAGAGGAAGCAACUGGGUUUAAUAGUGAAGAUGAAUAUGGAGCACCGAUACAUAAUCCGACAAUUAUUAGUGAUGAAGAAUGGAAAACGCGUGACACACGUUUUGCGCGUUGCCUACAAAAACUGGGCUUCGAGAUCAAAUCGAUGCGCGAUGAUGGCGCAUGUUUAUUCCGCGCGAUCGCUGAUCAAAUCUACGGCGAUCAAGAAUUACACUUUACCGUACGCUCCGCUUGCAUGGACUACAUCGUCAAAAACAAAGACUUUUUCGCUAAUUACGUAACAGAAGAUUUCGACAAGUACAUCGCGCGCAAGCGCCUUUGGAACGUGCACGGCAACCAUCUUGAAAUCCAAGCGAUGAGCGAAAUGUACAACCGCACAAUUGAGGUGUACUGUUACGAAGUACAACCGAUUAAUAUAUUCAACAGUCCACGACUUAACGCUGACGAACCGAUUCGGUUGUCUUAUCAUCGCAUGUGCCACUACAACUCAAUUUGCAACCCGAAUAAUCCAUCCGUGGGUGUGGGGUUAGGUCUGCCUGCAUAUCACACAAUAGAUCUUAAUCGGCGACGAAUGGUGGACGCUGUGCGCGCCAGUGAAGAUAUCAUGAUUGAACAGACAAUGUUGGAGGAUAAGUUGAAGGCGACCGAUUGGGAGGCGACUUAUGAAGCGAUCGAAGAGGAAGUCGCGAGGGAAAGCUACAUUCAGUACUAUCGGGAUGCAGAGAAGCGGUUAAAACCGCAGGGGCAUGCGGCUAGUAGUAGUUCAACGAUUACGUCGGCGGUUUGUUCGAGUCCCCGACAAUCGGCGCGGCGUGGCUCGGUAUCGCCGAAAACAUGCGCAUCGCCUGGGUCUGCAUCGCCGAAGAGUAGUGGAUUUCGGCCGGCUCCGAAAUCCCCAGCGGCGAGUAACUGUAUCGCCGAGAGCGCCACCUCUCAUUCACACAUUGACACUGAUAAGAUAUUUAAGCCCAGUUCGCCGAAAAACAGUUUGUAUGAAGAGUUUGAAGCUAUUUACAAUACAGAGUAUCCGGAGACAUCAAGUACUUUCACAAAGGACGCAACAACAAGAUCUGAAGCAAACUGGGAUGAUGGAAUAAUGGCACAAGUGCUCGCGGAAUCCCGUAAAACCUACCUAGAUGAUCUGAAACGUAAAUCAAAGAAGCAGGGCUCGCCCGGACCGUCGACUUCGAGAUAAUCACACACAAGACUAAGUGCGGCUGGACACACAUUUAGUUUAUUUGCAUCUAGAUUAAUUUAAACGUAUUAUCAUCAUGCAUUCAUUGUCAUCUUGUACCUUGUGCAGCAUUUCAUCAAACGCAACUUGCGCGAGAAAUUUCAGUGGGCCUUUGAAAGCAACACCAGGAAACUGCUUUGCAACCGGUAGCAAUUGUAUAAAGAAAAUUCCAGGCAAUCAACCUGCACUUAGUGAUUUAUAUCACAACAAUAUCGUACAGAUUGUAUUAUAUUCGUAUGAAAAUAUAAAGUUAGUUGGUCGAGUCUUCAAAAAAGCACGUCUUGCGGCUACAAAUCAAUCAUAAUUCUCUAAUAAUACACGUGACGUGCUUAUAGCAAUAGCCCCUAUGGAAUAGUAAUAGAUUUUAAACGAUUCCAGUCGAUUAUUUAAACAUUUUAAAUUUUCAAGCGUCAAAUCAUCCAAUCUUAAUUAAAACAAGAUGUACUUGAUUAGUCCAAGUAUAGAAAUGUCUUAUUUUUAUUUUUUAUUUUAUAUUUAUCAUACAUGUGGAGUGCAAUCAUUUUAUGAACUUUAUAAGUCUCAUACUUCAUCUUAACUUGUUGAAAGCAUCAGUAGAAGCAUUUAAAAGCGAAAAGAAUAUCAUUGAUGACACGAAUUUGAAGACAACUUGUAUGUAAUAUAUUUAUAUAUAAUAAUUAAUCGGGGGCUGCGUCUCGGAAUAGAAUUUAUGUUUAUUUCUGUUAUGAAAUUAUUCUCAUUGUUCACUUAUUGUGCUCUUCUUGUUUUUGUUUCAUCGCGUAGAUAUAUAUAUGAUUAGAUUAUUUACGAAAAUCCAUUUGUUUAAAAUGUGCCAUUGAGGUCACUCGUUGACGGCACUGAUUAUACUGCGAAUAUGUUAUCAUGAUUGAGUUUAUUUUUAAGUGAUUGCAUUAGAAUGCAUUGUAAAGCGUGUGGGGAGGUGUAAAAAACGUUACAAAGUUAAUUUUCAGUUGUUUUUACUAAGAAUAAUAAGCUGUAAGUUCUAGAAAGUUUGCUUAACUUGUGUAUAUAAAAUGGUUUUCUAUGAGAGGGAUAAAAUAUUGAUAUUGAAGCGUGGAGAUAUGAUGUAGAAGUGUAAGUUUUGCUCUGUUCGGCUAUGACGCAAUAUCUGAGACAACAAUGAACAAAAAGAGUUUAUAUUUCACGAAAUAUCCAAUCUAAUAGUAAUGUACUUAAAGAUUAUGAACAGUAAUACUUUAUUCUGCUGUAAGAUACGUUAGGAUAUCAAAUUACAUGUAAUAAACUAAGAAUCCCCAAGAAAUACUAAGAAUUACACUUGGAUUUGAGCUUU
Messenger RNA from Dalotia coriaria, 3269 nucleotides. RefSeq names its product Deubiquitinating enzyme A (gene Duba). Bases 332 to 1939 code for a protein of 535 amino acids. The transcript is spliced from 5 exons. Gene Ontology annotation, biological process: protein deubiquitination. The record is from RefSeq and is a predicted model, not a curated record. Gene Ontology annotation, molecular function: cysteine-type deubiquitinase activity. NCBI's taxonomy places the organism in Eukaryota, Metazoa, Arthropoda, Insecta, Coleoptera, Staphylinidae.